GUAUUUAUAAGGGAUGCGACACCGGCGCAGCAAUCCCUACCCAGAAGCUUCUGCUGCGAUACAGGUCUCGUCCUGAGACCUCAAACAUCAACCCAGUGAAACAGGUCGCAGUUGCACGAGGUCAGCGCGGAGCGCUGUUGGCUGCGCGCGGUCGGCUUCACGACCUGCCCUGCCCCUCCGCCACGUGAGGAGACAGUUCAGUCGGCCGCCGCUGCUCGCCGCCCGAGCCCGCACAGUCCUGUCUUAAAGAGUCGCUGCCAUGGCUGAGGACGCCGCUGCGGGACUCAUGCUGCCCGGACUGCGCUUCGGCUGGCUGGACCACAUGGUGUUCGGACUCAUGCUGGCAGUCUCCCUGGUCGUUGGCGUCUACUUCGGCGUGUGCGGCCGGGCCAAGAACACCGCCAAAGUGGAUUACCUGCACGGCGGCAAGAGUAUGAGCGUCCUGCCGGUGGCCGUGUCGCUGGUGGCCAGUCACAUAUCUGGAAUAACUCUGAUGGGAGUACCUUCUGAGAUCUACCUGUACGGGACACUAUACGGCCUGGUGGUUAUUUCUACCGUACUCACCUGCCUCAUUGUCAACUGGUUGUACCUGCCUGUCUUUUUCGGCUUGCAGCUCACGUCUACAUAUGAGUACCUGGAGCGGCGCUUCAACAGAGAGACGCGUCUGCUCGCGUCCUUCCUGUUCACCCUGCAGCAGGUGCUCACCAUUCCGCUCUUCGUCUACGUGCCGGCUCUCGCCUUCAACCAAGUGUCUGGCGUCAGCGUACAUCUUAUAACGCCCGUAGUGUGCAUAGUUUGCAUUUUCUACACCAUGCUGGGUGGGCUGAAAGCGGUCGUCUGGACGGACUUCCUGCAAGGCCUGGUGAUGAUCGCGGCCUGCUUUGCAGUUAUCAUCCUAGGCUGCCAGCUGGUGGGUUCCCCGGUGCAAGUGUGGAACAUUUCCGACGAGGGCGGCCGCAUACGUAUCUUCGAAAUGAAUCCAAGCCCAUUCGUACGGAACUCCUUCUGGACCAUUGUCCUCGGGACGACAGCAAACUGGUUGACAGUCUGCGCCAUCAACCAGGGCUCCAUGCAGAAGUUCCUGUCGGUGCCCAAUCUGCGUAGCGCCAGGAUCUGCUUGUUUGGUUUCGGUGGAGGCAUAAUCACAAUGAAAGCGAUCAGCGUGUUCACUGGCCUGCUAAUAUAUGCAACGUACCACAACUGUGACCCUAUAUCGGCAAAGGCGAUAUCGAGGCCGGACCAGCUGCUGCCCUACUACGUGAUGCAGGUCUCCACGGCUGUGCCUGGACUGCCCGGUCUGUUCGUCGCUGGUAUUUUCAGCGCAGCCCUAAGCUCCAUGUCUGGGUCUCUCAACUCCCUGUCCGGUACCAUUUACGAAGACUUCGUGCUGCCGCGCGUGUCUGACAAAAUAUCAGACGAGAAGGUGAACUUCAUCAUGCAGGGCAUAGUGCUGGCAGUGGGCGUCAUAUGCGUGGCACUCGUGUUCGUCGUCGAGAAGCUUGGAACAGUGCUCGAGCUGGGCUAUAGCAUCGCAGGCGUGACUUCCGGUGCACUCCUCGGGGUCUUCACGCUGGGUAUGCUGUUCCCCUGGGCCAACGGAAAGGGCGCUAUCGCCGGAGGCCUGGCUAGCAUGGUGCUGGUGUCGGUGAUCCUGGUGGGAGCGCAGAACGCUAUGGCCACUGGCACCAUAGUCUACCCAUGGCUGCCCACCACUACAGACGGCUGUGCGGCCAACGUCACAGCUGGUGUGUUCACCAGCACAACCCCAAGGCCAGAGGCGGCGCCGGCGGAGGCGCCGCUGCUGUUCCAGAUCUCGUACAUGUACUACACGCUGUUGGGCGCGAUCGCCGCCAUCGCGGUGGGUCUGGCGGUCAGCUUCUGCACGGGCGCGCGCCGCCCCUCAGACGUGGACCCGGCGCUGCUGUCGCCGCCCGUGCGCUUCCUCUGCCGGCCGCCCCGGCACUACACCGGCGGCGACGCCGCGGCGGCUGUGGAGCUGCUGGCGCCGCCCACCGCCCCCGCAGCAGGCAAAAAGCACAGCGGCGGCCGCCGCGGCUCCGGCGCCGGCUGACCCUGUGGGCCGGAGUUCCUGCCCGCGCUGCGGCAGCCACUUUCACGAAACGUGCUCUGCGGAGCCGUACCGUACCUGAACCACGGACUGCACUCCACCGAUGAGCCUUAAACUAAAUUCCGUAUUUGGAAUGUCUUUGAAAUGUAUUAUGUACUUACUGAACGGUACAGACUAAAUACUCAGAAAUAAAUCCUUUUUCAUGUGC
Messenger RNA from Schistocerca serialis cubense, 2276 nucleotides. RefSeq names its product sodium-coupled monocarboxylate transporter 2-like. The record is from RefSeq and is a predicted model, not a curated record. Lineage: Eukaryota; Metazoa; Arthropoda; Insecta; Orthoptera; Acrididae. The transcript is spliced from 13 exons. Gene Ontology annotation, molecular function: symporter activity. The coding region runs from base 260 to 2071 and encodes 603 amino acids. Gene Ontology annotation, biological process: sodium ion transport; transmembrane transport. Gene Ontology annotation, cellular component: membrane.